AUGCUCCCGAUCUCGGCCCUUACCGAAGACGGCCCCAUCGAGUUUUUUGUUCCUGGCGAUGGUUCUAAAUAUCUGGACCUCGCGGACACCCUGCUUCAGCUCCAAUUACAGGUGACAAACGCCGAUGGAUCCCGUUUACCUGCGGCGGAGAAGGUGGGGCUUAUCAAUUACCCACUUAACACCAUAUUCUCCCAAGUUGAUGUUACUUUGGCAGACAGAUUGAUAUCUCAGUCCAGUUCGACACACCCUUAUCGAUCCAUGAUAGAAGCUUUAUUAAACUUUUCGGACGCUUCUUUGAAGAGCCAGUUCACAGCCGGUAUGUUUUUCAAAGAUAAAAGUGGACAAAUGGACACCACUGACCUUACUGGCGACGCUGUGAAUGAGGGUUUGGUGAACCGAGCGCAGAGGGUUGCUGGCUCCAGAUCAUUUUAUGUCAUAGGCCCUCUACAUGCCGACAUAUUUUUUUGUGAACGACUCCUGUUAAACAAUGUGGACUUACGCGUCAAACUCAUCAAGGCCAACAAUGAUUUCUGCUUCAUUUCACCGGCUAACAGCGAUCAUAAGUUAAAAAUAUUGAGCGCUUCUUUAUUUGUCAAAAGGGUCGCUGUGUCUCCAGCUGUUUCUCUGGGACACGAGGCUGCACUCCGCAAAGAGAACGCUUUGUACCCCCUGUCACGUAUUAACGUAAAAACGUACUCUAUCCCUCAACAAUCUCGAACGUGUCAGCAAGAUAACCUUUUCCUCGGACCAAUGCCUCGUUAUGUCGUAGUUGGCCUAGUUGCACACACGGCGUUCACGGGUCGUCGAGAAAGUAACCCUUUCAACUUUGCUAAUUAUAACAUGGAGUAUUUAGCUCUGACGCAGGAAGGAAGACAAAUCCCCUCGAAACCUUUUCAACCACAAUUUUCCGAAAGGAAUGCCGCUCGCGAGUUUUAUAAUUUGUUUACGUCUACAGGCAGACAUUUGAAGGAUCUGCCUCUCUGUAUUGAUCACGAGGAUUUCAUGGACGGCUAUGCUCUAUAUGUGUUCAAUUUGAGCGCUAACGACGACACAUCUGCAUUAUCGACUGUGUCUAACGGUAGUGUCAGAUUGGAGAUGAGAUUCAAAGCUCCACUGCCUCACACAGUCACACUUAUUGUCUACGCAUGCUAUGACUCUAUUCUGGAAAUAGACUCAAAACGGCAAGUACUGGUGGACUAUUACUGA
Nerophis lumbriciformis (worm pipefish) is the source of this 1206-nucleotide messenger RNA. The record is from RefSeq and is a predicted model, not a curated record. NCBI's taxonomy places the organism in Eukaryota, Metazoa, Chordata, Actinopteri, Syngnathiformes, Syngnathidae.